Molecule: messenger RNA, 9199 nt
Organism: Closterium sp. NIES-67
Lineage: Eukaryota; Viridiplantae; Streptophyta; Zygnematophyceae; Desmidiales; Closteriaceae
Source: the annotation of a GenBank genome assembly
UGCCAGCCUGCCAGUCCUAGAAUUGUCAGGACUUGAAGACCGGAACAGUUAGUUUAGUUGCCAGGCGGCCGUCUCUAGUGUCUCUAGAGUUUAUACACUCAACGUCAAGUCUCUAAAGCUGACUGCAGCUUUUGAAAUGCUCUCUCACAGGUUUUUGUUGCGAGUAAACGAUCGGCAGCUCAGAGCUAUUUGUCGAAUCUGGGAAUCCAAGCCAGUAAUGCUCGCUGUACUUCCAUAUGUGUGAAUGCGUGCUUCUUGGCUGUUACUGUAGCAUAUUCGCUGGAGCGUUGCGUUACUUGUCGAGAACGGUAGACAGGAAUCCAGCCUAAAGUGUCAUUGACAUGCCAUGACAUCGCUCGACAUGACACGAAAUAGCGUCACACGAAGUACGCGGAAUAGUAUGACUUGACGUGAAAUAGCGUGACAUUACACGAGACGUUAUAACACGAGACGAAAUGUCAUGAGUCAUGACACGACAUGGUACGGCUAGCCGCUGAUCAGGUCCGGUUGCGAGCUUCUCUCGACCAGCCAUGCCGCUCGCUAGUCGACUUGAAAGUCUCCUCUGAUCAGGUCCGAGUGCAACGCUCGCUGGACCGGCCAUGGCGCUGUCGUUCCUCCGGGGGUUCUUCAAAGGAGGGCUGGUUGAAGAGGACCUGGACGCGUACUACCCCGUGCGCCAGGAUGUCCAAGUCGGUACCGUCAGCAAAUUCCGACCCCGGGCGAGCAAGCGUCUCUCAGAGGACAAGUGGAGCGACAUGUUUGAUGCCGAGGGGCGCAUGGUGAACCUGGACGCUGCCCUCAGGCUCAUACAGCGAGGGGGUUGCGAGCCUGGCAUUCGGCCGGAGGUGUGGGAGUAUCUCCUAGGGCUGGUGAGCCCUGCAGCAACGAGCGCAGAGUGUGGCGAGCUGAGGAGCAUGCGCCGGGAGGCCUAUGCUGCACUGCUCAAGGAGUGCCAGCUCGUGGAUCCGGUCAUCGGCAGCGGAUUCGUGGUCGACUUCCCCCGAGUGCAGGACGAUGGCUCCGAGAUGCUUCUCCCGGACUCCUACAUGGGUCCCUUGCGCCUGGUGCCCCCCAUCCCAUCCAUCGACACCCCCUGGGAAGACAGAGGCGCGCAGCUGGGGGUGCUGGAGGAGGAAGAUGAGGGGGAGGGGGAGGGGGAGGGGGAAGAUGGCAGCGGCAGUGGCAGCAGGGAGAGGUGGAGGAAGGGGAGUGAGAGCAUGGAGAGGCGCAGGAGGGCGAGUGAGAAUGAGGUGGAUGAGGCGAUGAGGACGUGGGCAGAGGAGAGGGCGGAGGUGGUGGCUCGAGUGGGGCUGGACAGAAUACACAAGUGGAGACAGGGGCUCUACCAAAUAGGAGUGGAUGUGACGCGUGCCGAUCGCUCGCUCCUAUACUUUGAGAGCAGCAUGGCCCGCGCGCGCCUGAUGAACGUGCUGGCGGUGUAUGCAUGGUUCGACCCCGAUGUGGGCUACUGCCAGGGCAUGAGCGACCUCAUGUCGCCCAUGGUCGUCCUUUUCCCUGAUGACGCCGACGCUUUCUGGGCCUUUGAGCGGCUCAUGAGGAGAGUGAGGGAGGACUUUAUGAAUACUGACACCGGCCUGGGCAUCCAGAGGGAGAUCAGCCGCCUGUCGCACAUGGUUUACACCCUGGACCCCGAGCUGCAUGCACACUUAGACGAGAUCGGCGCGGGCACCAUGUUCUUCACGGUGCGGACUGUUAUGGCCAUGUUCCGCCGAGAGCUGUCCUUUGCUGAUGCGCUCUACCUGUGGGAGAUGACGUGGGCGUGGGACUACGACGCAUGCAGUGCCGCUCUCCUCCCCCUAGCAGACCAGGCCAUUUUUCUCACGGCGCGCCACCUCCCGCACCUCACCAUGGAGCGCGCCGCCUACAUCGCAGCCACCGUGGCCGCUGUGCGCGCCGCCGCCUCUGUGCUCUUGGAUGCUGACCUCUUCACGGCUAUCGCUAUGGACAUUGCGAACGCCACCCGGGUGCCGCUCUCUGCCGCCACUGGCGUUGCUAGUGUUGGUAGCGAUGGCGGUGGUGGUGGUAGCAGUGGUGACGAUUCUUUCACUGCUGGUGGUGGUGGUAGCUCUAGCUCUGCUGCUGCUUCUAUAGGCACUGUGAGCAGCAUAGCAGGCAGCGGGGGCACAUCGGCCUUUGCAGCAGCGCAUGAGGAUGCCAAUCGGGGCUCAGUGGACCUCUUCUCAUCUCCUCAGAGGCUCGAGAUCGCCCUUAUGGCGGCAGAGCUGGCUGUGACUCAGGCCGCCGUGCAUGCCGUGCCGGAUACUCCUGCUUCGGGGGCGCUUAUGGGGAGGAAAGGGGGUGGCGGGGCGGGUGGGAGGGAGUUUGUGGUGCCUGGUGAGUGGGAGGAGGGGGAGGGGGAGGAGGGGGAGGAGAAGGGGGAUGAGGAUGGGGAAGAGUGGGACGGGGGUGAUUUUGGGGAGGAGGAGGGAGAGGAGGGAGGGGAGGAGAGAGAGGGGAGGGAGAGGAGGAAAGCAGGAGAAGAGGAGGAUGAGGAGGAUGAAUAUGGGGAAAGUGAGAGUGGAGAGGGGGAGGAGGAGGAAAGAAGCAAUGGAGAGAGUCAGGGUAGCGACUUGGAAGGAGACAGUGAGGAAGAAGAGGAAGAUCAAGAGCACCGAUCAGAGGAGCGGGUGGAUGGGGGAGAGGGCGAGGGGGAUGAGGAAGAGGAAUGGGGCGGGGACAGGCUGCUGUCCCGUGAAGCUGCUAGGAUAGCAGGCGUGUGGGGGGACGGAGAGGCUGAAGCCGAAGAGCCAGGAAUGGCAGAGCCAGCAGUGGGAGGGGCAGGAACAGGGACGGCAGGAAGAGUGGGGGGGGCGGGAGCAGCUGGAGGUGGAGCAACUGCGGUGGGUGCGAGUGAGUCUUCCUUCUUCGGCCGCAUGCGGUCCCUGUGGGGGAAGAAGGAAGACCCUUCUCCUGCCUCUGCUCGCGAUGCUUCUAAUCCUGCUGCUGCUGCUGCAGGUGCUAGCGCCAGUAGUAGUGGUGGUGAUGCGAGGGUGGGCAGCGCAAAGAGUGUGCACCAGAGCCGCUCAGAAAGCGAGCUGACGCAUGAAGUCAACGUUUACUCCCACACCCGCACACAAACACAGGCAACUAGAAACACGAAUGUCGGUAGUAACUUCAACCCCCGGAGUGAUCAUACGGGCACAGCAGCAUCAGCUGCAGCAGCACUGCAAGUAGCGUCUGACCCAUCACACGCAGCAACAACAGAACCAGCGCCAGCAGGAGCAGAACCAACAGCAGCAGCAGCAGCAGAGUCAGCAUUGGUACCAAGAAGCAGCAGCGACGGGCUGUUUGAAGGGCUGUUUGGCUUCACCCGCAGCAUCACCAUCCAUGUCAUGGGCAGCAGCAGCAGCGGGCCUCCCCUCCCCUCCUCCUCCCUUGCACCCUCCUCCCCCCCCUCCACCUCUACCACCUCCCACAGCCGGCACAGCAGCCGAGGCACCACCAGCCCACACCCUAACAGCACCACAGAGGAUACCGUCUUGGACUUAUCAUCAGUGGUAUCAACCCGCGUGGCGUUUGAUCCGUCCAAGGAUCUCCCCCCCGAAGAAAGGCUUCCCUCCGAGCUGCAGCUAGAGGCAAGGAGGGGCGCGCUGGGGGGGGCGAUGAGGGGGAGUGUGGGGAGUGUGGGGAGUUUUGAGAGGAAGGGGGGUGAGGGGAGGAGGGCGAUUGUACGGUCAGCGUCCGGGGGAAACUGGAUGAAUGAUAGGGCUAGGGGAGAGGGAAGAGAGGGGGGAGGAAAGGGAGGAGAGGUAGGAGGGGGAAGAGGGGGAGGAGGAGUGGGUGAUGGUGGUGGUGGUGGUGGUGAAAGGGGUCUGGGGCGGGGUGGGUUUGGGAGGGUGGGAUCUGAAAUGGGGAGGCCGCCUGUGGGAGCAACAGCUGGGAAGGGGCGAGGGAGGGAGCGAGCGGAGGGGGAGUCGAAGGAGGGGAGGGGUGAUGAAACGCGAGAGAAGAUGGAGGGGGCAGGAGGGGAGGCGGUUGAUGGUAGGGGAGGCAUCAACGGUGCUCGUUCUCCGGCUGCGAAGAGCCCGCAGAUGGACGGUUCGGAUCGGCCGUCUCUCUCGUUGCGCCGCUACCAGUCAAUGGGAUCAGAGAGGGACAGGCAACUCACACCCGGCGGUCAAACCACCAAAAGAAACAGCCCUAUUAGUGCCAGGCACAGUAACAAGGCAACUGCCCUAAAUGCCAACCGGUCGCUGCUCUCAAUGAAACGCACAGGAGGAUCACUCAAAUCCGACAUCCCCCGAAUCGACCUCCACUCUCUCCCCACCAUUCUCGCCCCGCCCUCCCACCCCUCCCACCCCUCCCAGCGCGCCCAAACCCACCUCCCCUUCCCCCUCUCGUCCCAGCACCGCCCGUCCUCCUUCCACUCGCGCCUGCUCCGCCGCCACAACAGCUCCCAGAAGCAGAAGGCAGCAGCGGUGGCUGUGCAGCGGCAGCAGCAGCAGCAGAAGCAGCAGCAGGUGGAGCAGCAUUUGCAGCAGGUGAAGCAGCGGCACGGGUUUCUGAGGAGGUAUCAGAGCAUGAGUCCGGGGCAGCUGCUGCGCCCGCUGCACCUGCCCCUAGUGUGGAAGCAGGAGCAGGAAAUAUCCGAGUUGAAGGGCCAUCGGAGCAUGGCUGCUCAUGAACUCUCGGCUGCUCUUGCCUCUGUUGCUGCUGCUGCUGCUGCGGCUGGCAGUGCGCCUAGCGAUGGCAGCGGCAGUAGGGACACCUUCUGGGGUUUUGGUGGAGCCUUUACUGAUAGGAGCACUGCUGCUGGCGCUAGUGAUUGGGCGCCUGCAGUACUCCUAGCCACGGGGCCGUCUCCCAAUGCUGCUGCUGCUCGCAGCACUGCUGCUGCUGCUGCUGCUGGCAGUAAGCACCACGCCAGCCGUAGUUUCGCCGUUACAACGUCAGAUUCCUCCUCCCCCUCCACCACCCCUUCCGACUCUCGCACACUCUCCCGCUCCUUCACCUGGGCAGAUUCCGGGCCCUACAGAAGGGAUAAUCUUAGGUUCGCUGCCACUCUUGCCAUCCGCGAGCCUUCCUCCCGAACCAGCCUGCGCAGGCACGGCAGCCUGGCGCUAGGCUCGACACGGAGCUUCGGGCCAGGCUCGACAAGGGCGCGCAGGGAUAAGCUGCAGAGGCGGAUGAGCUCGGAUGGGGGGUUCGGAUCACCGUCAGAGCAGCAGCGGAGGACAAGGUUAGAGGAAGGGAGGGAGGAACGGGAAAGAGGAGAAGUUAGAAAUGCAGAAGCAGCAGCAGCAGCAGCUGCUGCAGCAGCGGAAGUGGCAGCGGCAGCAGGAGUUGGGAACAAGAACGUGAGGCGGGUGAGGAGCAACGAGGAGAACCUGGCUUCACGGGGCAUGCCGCCUCUCCCUUGGAGAGACAGCCCGAAAACACCCGUGGGGAUGAUGAAAGAUAGCCCGAAAAUACCAGCCCAGCAGAGGGAUUUAGUGCGGAUGGGCAGCCCAAAAAUCCCUGCACCAGAGGCUGAACUCCGGACGGGGGAGUUGGCAAGGGACAGUCCCAGAACGCUCUUGGAAAUGCAGCAGAGGGAGUUGGUCCGGACGAGCAGCCCGAGAAUCCCUGUGCCUGAAGGCGAGUUGGCAAAGGAGAGUCCAAAAACAAACUUGGGGAUGGGGAUGCAGCAGAGGGAGCUAGUGAGAAUGGGCAGCCCUAAGAUCCCUGCUCCCGCGGGUGAUGUGUGGAGGAGUGACUCGAGGAGAGCACUGGGGAUCGUGGGUGAGGUGCGGGAAUUCGUGACCCGUGGGAGUUCGCCUAGAGAUCAGUUAUCUUCCGCUCCUGCCCCUGCUGCAGAUGCAACUUCCUUGGGAUUCCGCCUAGAGAUCAGCAGACCCGUGGGAUCUGCAGACCCGUGGGAUUCCGCCCUUGCCGCUGCUGCAGAUGCAACUUCCGCUGCAGAUGCGGAAACUGCAGAUGCAACUUCCACUGCUCGAGACGCCCGAGACUCCUCUUCCUCCUCCUCCACUGUUGUCGGUGGCACUGCCGCUGGUCGCGCUUCUUCCCUGCAAGCUCAGUCGGGCAAGGGUGAGCCUGAGAGUGCACGGGGGAGUAGGGACAGCACGGGUGACCCGCACGCGCCUUUGCAGCGCCUCAGACCCCCGCACGUUGAGGUGCCGGGGGCUGCUGCUGCUGCUGCCCCUGCUGCGCCUUCUCCUGCUGCUGCUUCUCCCCCUGCUGCAAGUAUUGCUGUUGGUGCAGCUGCUCCUGGUGCCGCCCCUGAGCAGCCAAGGCCGUCGCCCUUCCUGCCUCCCAGGUCCCCAGGCACUUUCUCCCACAAGCCCUCCCGCUCUCUCCCCUCUCCCUCCGCCUCCGCUCGUCCCGCGCCUGGUGGUGUUGCUGGGGGUGCAGCUGCUGCUGCUGCUGCUCGCACUAGCGUACCUAGCAACUAUCUCCUCGGCCUGCCUCCCAUAUCUCCCAGGCUCUCCCGGACCAGCUCGGCAGGCUCGGGUUCCGAGUCUGCAGGUUCGGGAUCCGCCAGCACUUUCGGGCACGGCUGGGGAGGCUCCACUAAAUCGCCUCGCUACCUGCCGUCGCCUCCCGGCGGUUCAGGCAGCACUGCAGGCCGCAUUGCAGGCAGCACUGCAGGCAGCAUUGCAGGCAGCAGGCCUAGUGGGCUUCGGAAGGGGUCCUCUCUACAAUCACCACGCUCAUUGCAGUCUCCACACUCUUUAGAAUCACCGGGUAGUGGAGAGGCAAGGCGUGGUGACCUCAAACCCGAACCCAACCCCUCAGCAUCCGUGCAAGAAGCUGUCAAUCUCAUGCAGGAAAGAGCCUUGCAGCCGUUGAACGAUUCGCCCGAGAAAGCCCGGUCCAUGCAGGAGAGAGACCAGAUUCGCCCAGAUCACCGGUCCAACGAUCUCCCAGAUUCGCCCCACCUCUUCUCUCACUCCAAGUCUCUACCCCGAGCCUCUCCCCCUUCUCCUGCUAGCAUGUUUCAUCCCCCCAUGCGCCGUUUAAGCCUCAAGGUUCCCCUGGAGCUACACCUGAAUGUCAAGUCACCCCGGGCGGAACACCCUCCAAAAUCCCCGGGUUCCCUGCAUUUUGCCCUCCCCUUUGAGGUGAACCUAGGGCUUAAAUCCCCCGGCCCUUUUAGAAUUCCUCCCGAGCUUAGUUCUGGUAUGAAGUCCCCCCGACCAUUCAUCCCUCCGGAUCUCCUUAAAUCCCCGCUGGCUCUUAAAUCCCCGUCGUCCAAAGAGUUCUUAGCUAAGAUAUUUGACGACACGAACCGGGCAAUGCUGCAGUCGGGUGCGGUGAAAAAGGGUGCCAAGGGGUGGCACAGCCUUCCGCGGGAGGCGGGAGGGGUGCUGGGAGGGCGGGAGGAGGAGAGGGAGGAGGAGGGGAGCAGGCAGGAGGGGGCAAGGAGGCAUACAGAAAAGGAGAGCAGCCGGGAUGGGGAAUGGGAGGAGGCGCACCAGAGAAGCUCAAGUGGGGGGGAAGGAAGUGUGAAGGGAUUUUGUGGGACGAAGGAGGGAGAGGGAGCAAAGGAGGGCAAGGAGGCAGGGGGAGCAGCAGAGGAAGGGGGAACCAAGAGGGAAGCAGGGAUGCAGGGUGGGGGGGGGAUGAUGGGUGAAGGGGAGGCGAAGGGUGCAGCAGUGUCUGAAGAGGCAGAUGCGGAUGAGGACUGGCUAGGAUCAGGCUUCGUGCAGAGCCCUUCGCUGUCCUUGAGUCUGCAGAGUGCGAGUGGCUUCAGGGGAGGGGAGGAUGACGAUGAGGCAACGCAGGCAGGGGAGGCAGGGCAGGCAGGGCAGGUGACAGAGAAGGGAUUGGGAGAUGGUGAGAGUGAGAGCAUUGGCUCUGAAGGCAGGAAAGCUAGUUCUGAAGGUAGUAGGCCCAGUAGUGGCCCUAUGGCUUUUAUUGACCUUGCACUCUCUCCCCCCGCUGCUGCUGCUGCAGCUGUUGUUGCUGGUGUGGCUGCUGAUGCAUCCCCUGCUGCUGGUGCUGGUGGUAGUGCUGCUGCUGCUGCUGUUGCUGGUAGCAGGAAGGAUGUCUUUCAAUUCAUGCCUCUUUCGUCUUCCACAGCACCAAAAGUACUGCCACCACCGCCCCCAGCAUCCUCUGCACCGCCAUUAGCAGCACUGCCUUCCACAUCAUCAUCAUCAUCAUCAUCAUCAUCAUCAUCAUCAUCAUCAUCAUCAUCAUCAUCAUCAUCAUCAUCAUCAUCAUCAUCAUCAUCAUCAUCAUCAUCAUCAUCAUCAUCAUCAUCAUCAUCAUCAUCAUCAUCAUCAUCAUCAUCAUCAUCAUCAUCAUCAUCAUCAUCAUCAUCAUCAUCAUCAUCAUCAUCAUCGUCAGCAGCAGCAGCAGCAGCAGCAGCAGCAGCGUCAGCAGCAGCAACCACAGCAGCAGCGUCAGCAGCAGCAACCACAGCAGCAACCGCAGCACCAGAAGCGACAGCAGCAACAGACAGCCCAACCACACCUCCCAGCUCCAUCUCUAAGAACUCUCCCUCCCUAACCUCAAGCACAGGCUCGGGCUCAGGUUCGGGCUUAGGCUCGGACCGCAGGCGGCCCUCAAUCCCGCCUCUCGUGGUCCUCGCCCCUUCCGCACCUCUCCCCAGCUCCAUCACCAAACCUGCUGCCGAAGCUCCGUCCUCCCCGUCCGAGUCUAACGCAUCGUCCCCGGCACUGUCCGUGGCUGAGAUACCAUCUCCACAGGGGGAGGUGGACGAGGAGGGGGUGGUGAUUGGGGGAGGGGAGGAGGAGGGGGAGGUGGAGGUGGAGAGGAUGACGACGUUCUGUGUGCUGGCGAUUCUGCUGGAGAUGCGGGAAGACCUGGUGCAGUAUGCUCAAGGGCUUGACGACGUGGUGCAUUAUUUCAACCUUGCCGCCACUAGUUGGAACAUUAAGAAGCUCUGCAAGAAGGCUGUGACAUACCAUCGCAAAUACCUUUACCUGAGAAUGGCUCGUGCAAACGCCAUGUCAGUCUACUUUACAUGAAGAACAACCACCAUUUUCAGAGCCACGAUGGCCCUCAAUCUGACUACUCGGUCUCAGGAUUCGCGUCACUAAAGACCCUGAAAUUCAGCAUUCCCUAGAACAUCUAUUUAUUUCAGGAUUACUUUGAAGUUUUAAUAUGAAUUACAGAGUGUUUUUUUAGACUUCUUAUCUAUCAGUAGAACCUGUGGGCACUUGGAGUACAAGAAGGAAGGACAUCCAUGGAAGAAACGAUGGGAGAAGAA